AAGAACAGUGCCCAAUAGAGCAGGCGAAGCCGAUGAAGGGGGUGUGGUGUCUUCCAAGGGUGGGCCAUCUUUUGUUUGCCCUGCUUUUAUUGUUCGAUUUAGUUUGGCAUAAAACUAGAUUUUUUACCAAUCUGGUGAAUGCCCAAAUUCUACAAAUCUUCUAGACCCGAGUCGAAGUAGAACUCUGAUUGCUUGCUGUGUGCUGGCAGCAUCUAGUCAGUAAAGAUAGAUCUGCCUUUUUCUAUUCAUGGAGCAAUUGCCUACUUCGUCUCUUCUCCUCCCCUGCUAAGGGAAGCUGAAAAACUGUGGGAAGAGGAGGAUCGGCCAGUGCCAUGGACGGAGAAGGCAAGGAUGGUAUCAGUGAUGCUGAUUUGAGGGAAGCUCUACUAGCCAAGGAGAAGGAUAAAAAGAGGCAAAGGCUGAGGCUGAGCCGAUCUAUGUCCACAAACACAACAUCACAGCUUGCCAUCGUGGGAUCCAAUAUUUGUCCUAUUGAGAGCUUGGAUUAUGAGAUUAUCGAAAAUGAUCUCUUCAAGCAUGAUUGGCGUGGCCGGACACGAAUCCAAAUAUUUCAGUAUAUAGUUCUGAAAUGGACUUUAGCGUUUUUGAUAGGCCUUUCAACUGGACUGGUGGGUUUCAUCAUUAAUCUUGCAGUGGAGAACAUUGCUGGGGAGAAGUUGGUAAUAACCAACAAUUUCAUGAUAGCUGAAAGGUAUGCUGUUGCAUUUGGAGUAUUUGCAGGUUCUAAUCUUGUUCUAGUUGCAUUCGCAGCAGUGGUUUGUGCUUACAUUGCUCCAGCAGCUGCUGGAUCUGGUAUACCUGAAGUUAAAGCCUAUUUAAACGGGAUUGAUGCUCCAGGAAUUCUUUCUCCAACCACACUAAUUGUGAAGAUCUUGGGUAGCAUUGGUGCAGUGGCCGGUUCCUUAUAUGUGGGUAAGGAAGGGCCUCUAGUACAUACUGGAGCAUGCAUAGCAUCACUUCUGGGACAGGGUGGCUCCAAACGGUACCAUUUAACAUGGAGAUGGCUGAGGUAUUUCAAAAAUGACAGAGAUAGGCGUGAUCUGAUCACAUGUGGAUCUGCUGCAGGAGUUGCUGCUGCAUUUCGUGCCCCUGUGGGUGGUGUUUUGUUUGCCCUUGAAGAAGUAUCAUCAUGGUGGCGGAGUGCUCUUCUUUGGAGAACAUUUUUCACAACAGCAGUGGUUGCAGUGGUCCUACGGGCACUCAAAGAUUUUUGUGACACUGGAAAGUGUGGCCUCUUUGGACAGGGUGGCCUUAUAAUGUUUGAUGUCAGUUCAGUUAAAAUUUCUUACCAUGCUGUGGAUCUUGUGCCUGUGGUAAUCCUUGGAGUUGUUGGGGGAUUCCUUGGUAGCCUUUUUAAUUACCUUCUGGACAAGAUCUUGAGAGUUUAUAGCCUUGUGAAUGAGAAGGGACCUUUUUUCAAAUUGCUACUUGCAUGCACUGUCUCUAUCGUUACAUCUUCUUGCUGCUUCGGACUACCGUGGCUUGCAGAAUGCACACCAUGCCCAAAAGGAAUAGUGGAACAAUGCCCCACAACAAAGAGAUCAGGGAAUUAUAAGCAGUUCCAGUGUCCAGAUGGCUAUUACAAUGAUCUAGCAAGCUUGAUUUUCAAUACAAAUGAUGAUGCAAUUCGGAACCUCUUCAGUACAGGGAAUCCGAAUAUUUUCCGGCACUCCUCAGUGCUAAUGUUCUUUGGUGCCAUGUAUAUACUUGCACUAUUCACGUAUGGAAUUUCAGUUCCUGCUGGUCUCUUUAUACCAGUGAUCUUGACAGGUGCCACUUAUGGCAGAUUUACUGGCAUGCUGAUGGGACCAUCAUCAAAUCUUGACCAGGGUCUUUUUGCUGUGCUUGGUGCGGCUUCCUUUCUUGGUGGUUCAAUGAGGAUGACAGUUUCAUUGUGUAUCAUCCUUUUGGAGUUAACAAACAAUUUACUGAUGCUUCCUCUUGUCAUGCUGGUUUUGCUUAUAUCAAAGACAGUUGCUGAUGCUUUUAACGGUGGUGUCUAUGACCAAAUUGUUCACAUGAAGGGAUUUCCAUACCUUGAAGCACACGCAGAACCAUAUAUGAGGCAUUUGUCAGCUGGUGAUGUUGUCACAGGUCCUUUAGUGACAUUUUCUGGAAUAGAAAGGGUAGGAAAUAUUUUGCAGGUUUUGAAGAACACCAAGCACAAUGGAUUCCCAGUAAUUGAUGAACCCCCAUUCUCAGAGGCACCUGUUUUAUGUGGUUUAGUAUUGCGUUCACAUUUGCUUGUAUUGCUGAGGAGGAAGGAGUUUCUUCCAUCAAGGACAUUAUGUAAUGGAGAUCUAGGUCAACUAUUUACUUCUGUGGACUUUGCAAAACCUGGUUCAGGAAAAGGUUUCAAUGUUGAGGAAAUAGUUUUGAGUGCAGAGGAAAUGGAUAUGUAUGUUGAUCUGCAUCCAUUUACAAAUGCAUCUCCAUACACAGUAGUGGAAACCAUGUCAUUGGCAAAGGCACUUGUUCUUUUUCGUCAGUUAGGCUUGCGCCACCUUUGUGUGCUUCCUAAGACGUCCGAUAGAUCUCCAAUUGUUGGCGUAUUAACACGCCAUGACUUUAUGCCAGAGCAUGUUCUUGGACUGCAUCCACAUUUAAAAGAGAGCAAAUGGAAAAGAUUACGCCUGCGGCCAUCCCUGUUGACUAGCGUGACUAGAAGGCCUCCUUCAGCUCAAAACAUAGACCUUUGAUAUGUCAUUGAAUGUGCAAGAGGAUAUGAUAAAUUUGCCUUAGGAUUACAUUCUUUCGUGCAUGAGUUGCUUGGGACCAUUCUUGACAAGAUGCAAUAUCCAUUAUAGUCUCGAGCAGUUAAAUAUUUUUUAUAGAUCAUUAAUUAUUAUCUUUGUGGGAUCAUAUAACUUAGGGAGAAAUUAGGGCAUUGCUCUGUUAGGACAGUCUCACCUCUUUUCCAUAUUUGGGGUACCUUACAUGUUCUUCAUUUCUGUCAUUAUCAACUCCUGGAGUAUAUGAGUGAAGUUCAAGGAAACAGUAGUGUUCUCACCGUUGUGAUCACCUUAUCAUCAGGCUUUUGUAUCAAAUGUAGCUUAGAGUGGAUGCGCAAAUUUCAAGUUUCAUCGCUUGUCUCAAAAAUAUUGAAAUUAGGCCUUUUUUUUAUGCCUAAUAAUUCAAGAGAGUAAAUUUACUUAAAUCAUUCCAUUUC
This is a messenger RNA of Cryptomeria japonica (Japanese cedar), 3190 nucleotides long. RefSeq names its product putative chloride channel-like protein CLC-g. The record is from RefSeq and is a predicted model, not a curated record. Bases 333 to 2720 code for a protein of 795 amino acids. Lineage: Eukaryota; Viridiplantae; Streptophyta; Pinopsida; Cupressales; Cupressaceae. Gene Ontology annotation, biological process: transmembrane transport; chloride transport. Gene Ontology annotation, cellular component: plant-type vacuole membrane; intracellular membrane-bounded organelle. Gene Ontology annotation, molecular function: voltage-gated chloride channel activity. The transcript has 7 exons.